Molecule: messenger RNA, 4260 nt
Organism: Diabrotica balteata
Lineage: Eukaryota; Metazoa; Arthropoda; Insecta; Coleoptera; Chrysomelidae
Source: the annotation of a GenBank genome assembly
GAGUAGUGUCACAACGGUCGUAACUGAGUAUUAGAUAGUUUCCAAUCAAUAGUGAUAAGUUAGUGUAAUGAGUUUGUGUCAAUUUCUUUGGUAAUCAUGGAUGUGGCGUUUAAGUUAAAAACGGAGAAUCCCAAAAGACGGGCAAACGUCUUGUCGAAAUUAUUUUUUGCAUGGCUCCUACCCAUAAUUAAAAAAGGAAAUAAACAAACUCUGGAAGUUGCAGAUCUGUACGAAGCUUUAGAUGCCGACAAAUCAAAACGACUUGGAGAUGCCCUGGAAAAGCACUGGGAUAAACAGAUGCUGGUGGCUAAAGAGAAACAUCGACAACCAAGUUUAAUGUGGGCUUUAUGGAAAACAUUUCGUUUUGAGCUGAUGGUAUAUGGAAUUAUUUGGUGUUUUCAAAAUGUAGUACUUGUGUCUUUGAAACCAAUUCUAAUUGGCCAGUUGGUUGCACUGUUUGUUAAUUACUCCGAGGAUACGGUAACAGAUAUUUACAUUUAUAGUGCUGGUUUUAUAGGACUAUCUGCUUUAAUUGUAUUUUUUAAUCACCACACUGUUUUUGGUCUUCAAGUAAUGGGAAUGAAAAUAAGAGUAGCCAUAUCAUCACUAGUAUAUCGAAAGAUUACUAAGCUGAAUCAGAAGGCUUUGGGAGAAACCGCUGCAGGACAAAUAGCAAAUUUGCUUUCAAACGAUGUUAUGCGUUUUGAUUUAGUCGUAGUACCACUACAUGCCCUAUGGGUUAUGCCAAUUCAAGUAGCAGUGCUCUUGUUUAUUAUGUGGCAGCAAGUAGGAAUCUCAUCUUUAGCAGGAGUCGUUUCUAUGGCAGUGGUUAGUUUGCCAGCGCAAGGAUACUUGGCAAAACUUCAAGGUAAAUAUCGAGAAAGUAUCUCCAAGAAAACAGACAAAAGGGUAAAGGUUAUGAACGAAGUGGUAUCGGGAAUACAGGUUAUAAAAAUGUAUGCUUGGGAGAAGCCAUUCGAGGCUGUGAUUAAACUGGCUAGAGCUACCGAAAUCAAAGACAUUACAGCUGCUUCCUAUCUGAGAGGGGUAUAUUCCAGUUGCAUGGUGUUCUUGGAUAGAAUGGCUUUGUUUUUUACCAUUAUUUGUUAUAUAUUGUUAGGUAACUUCCUAACCGCUGACGUAGUUUUCUCUUUGGCUCAAACAUAUAACAUCUUACAAAUGGCUAUGGCUAUAUAUUGGCCAAUGGCCAUUAGCACCGGUGCAGAAGCUUUGGUUUCAGUAAAAAGAGUUCAGGAAUUUCUUGUUAUGGAAGAAAAAGAAGAAUCAAAGAUAGAUGAUUUAGGAAAACCUGGGGUUAUCCUUUCCAAUGUAAACGCUUCGUGGACACCUAGUACAAAUACCUUACAGGAAAUUUCACUUCAGAUCCCUACAGGUACGUUAUGUGCUGUUGUAGGACCUGUUGGAGCUGGCAAAAGUUCGUUGUUACAGCUUCUUCUUGGAGAACUUCCUGCCAAAUCUGGCAAAGUUAUGAUAGGAGGAGAAAUAUCAUACAGUUCCCAAGAACCUUGGUUGUUCCAAUCCUCAGUUCGAAAAAACAUUCUCUUCGGAAAACCAUACGAAAAAACCUGGUACGACAAGGUCGUCAAGGUUUGUGCACUCGAAAGAGAUUUUGAACAAUUUCCCCACAAAGAUAGAACAAUCGUUGGAGAAAAGGGUGUCUCUCUUAGUGGAGGCCAAAGGGCAAGAAUUAAUUUGGCAAGAGCAAUCUACAGGAAUGCUGAUAUUUAUUUAUUGGAUGAUCCUUUGUCGGCUGUGGACACUCAUGUCGGAAAACAUUUAUUUGAAAGCUGUAUUGUAAAUCACUUAAGAGGAAAAACGAGGAUCCUAGUAACCCAUCAAAUUCAAUAUUUAAAGAAAGCUAAUUUAAUUGUUGUUAUUAACGAUGGUAAAAUUGAAGCUCAGGGUACCUUUAAUGAACUAAUGGAAUAUAAUCUAGAUUUCACCAAGUUAUUAGUUGCCGCUGAUGAAACAGAAGACAAGGAAGAAGACUCAGACUCGGAUGGGGGUAAAUUAAUAAAAAGUGGACGUGCUUCUGCGCGUAAUAGAAGAAAAUCAUCCGCAAUAUCGACUUUGAGUGAUUUUUCGGAAAGUAUGUAUGAUGAUCCCCAAGUAAUUGAAGAAGAAUCAGGAAAUGCUAAAAUCGGCACAACCUUUGUUCAAUACAUUGCCUUUACUAAAAGUAUUUGCUUUGUAACUUUUAUAGCUAUUCUGCUCGUUCUUGCACAAGGAUUUAAUGUUUUGGUUGAUCUAUGGGUAACUUUCUGGACCUCUCAAGAGCAAACACGUCAUUCAAACAACACAUCCAUUUUGUUGCAAUCGGUGGGUACUAAUGAAGUAGAAUUAUAUCCAUUAAACCAAACAAGCAAAAUCAAUGCAACUCAUCGAUAUGUUUACAAUACUGAGAAUAAUAAUGGGUCACUGAUCUUGAAGCAGAUAAGUUUUGACGACUUAUUUGACAAAAUCCAACUCGAUGGUCAAGUACAAGAAAUUAUUAAAACAGACUACGCUAUAUAUAUUUACAGUGCUCUAAUGGCAUUAGCUAUUAUUUUAACGAUAGCUAGAUCUUUUCUUUUCUAUAAAGCUUGCAUGAUGUCAUCUACCCAUCUGCACAGCAGCAUAUUUCACACGUUACUUAAAGCGCCGAUGAGAUUUUUUGAUACAAAUCCCAGUGGAAGGAUUCUUAACCGAUUUUCUAAAGAUAUGGGUGCCAUAGAUGAAGUGUUGCCAAGAGUUUGGUUUAGACAGCAUUCAAGUUUUUUUGGUAAUGGCUGGAAUUUUAGUUAGCAUCACUGUUUCAAAUUACUAUAUACUUGUAGUAAUGGUUAUUAUGGCGUUCAUAUUUAUAAAGUUUAAGGAUUGGUAUAUAGCAACUGCCAAAGUUCUUAAACAUAUAGAAGGAAUAACAAAAUCGCCAGUGUUUUCUUAUGUAAAUUCAACUCUUAAUGGAAUAACAACAAUAAGAGCUUCCAACACACAAAAUAUCUUAAAAGAUGAAUUCGAUGAAAACCAAGAUGCGCAUACAUCCGCAUGGUACCUGACAAUAGGAUGUAUGAGCUCGUUUGGAUUAUGGCUUGAUAUGGUGUCCAUAAUAUUCUUGACGUGUGUAAUUGUCUGCUUUAUCAUUUUAAGUAAAUUUACUAAUGUAGACGGCAGCCUGGUAGGUCUAGCGGUUUCCCAAUGCUCAGUUCUGAUCGGAAUGUUACAAUAUGGAAUGAGACAAUUAGCAGACUUCAUCAAUCAACUAACCAGUGUAGAGAGGACUUUGCAGUAUACCAAAAUCGAUAAGGAAGGUCCAUUUGAAACACCAAAAGAAAAAAUACCUAAGGGAAUCUGGCCCAAGGAAGGUCUCCUAGAAUUCAGAAACUUAUCUUUAAUAUAUGUGGAAAAUGAUCCUCCAGUUUUAAACAAUCUUAAUUUCACUAUAAAACCUGGGCAAAAAAUUGGCAUAGUAGGCAGAACUGGUGCGGGAAAGUCAUCACUUAUUGCAGCUCUCUUUCGUCUUGCUCCGACUAAAGGCUCUAUUUUCAUAGAUGGAGUGGACACUAAAGAUUUGGGAUUAACCGAUUUAAGGAAGAAAAUCUCAAUAAUACCUCAGGAACCAGUAUUAUUUUCAGCAACAUUAAGAUAUAAUCUAGAUCCAUUUAAUAAAUUCGACGAUGAGAAAAUUUGGAAAGCUUUGGAACAGGUAGAAUUAAAGGAAAGUAUUGAUUCAUUAGAUUUCCAAGUUGCAGAAGGAGGUGGUAACUUUAGCUUGGGUCAAAGACAGUUAGUGUGUUUAGCCAGGGCAGUUCUUAAAAAUAACAAAAUAUUGGUAUUGGAUGAAGCUACAGCUAAUGUUGAUCCUAAGACGGAUUCAUUGAUACAAGCAACAAUUCGAAAACGGUUUAAAGAUUGCACUGUGCUUACUAUCGCUCACCGGCUAAAUACCAUAAUGGACUCAGACAAGGUACUAGUAAUGAGUUUUGGACACAUGAUAGAGUUCGACCAUCCUCACAAUCUACUAGAAAUACCAGAUGGACAUUUUCAUCGAAUGGUCUUGGAGACGGGAACUGCGAUGACUCAGCAGUUAAAGAGUAUUGCCAAAAAUGCUUACAACAAAAAUAUUGAAUAAAAAUAGUAGUAUUUUAUUGUUUAAGUAUUUAUAAAUUAUUAUGUAGUUUAUUUUUUGUUAUAGCAGUUGAAUAUUUAUGUUUUAAUUUCUAGGAUCUAGGAAUUUUAAUAAAUAUAUGUUAGAAUAUU